CCAAUUCUUCCUAAAUCCUAUUCUUAACUCUCUACUCUCUAAUUCUCUUAUUCUCCAUUCUCCAAUAUAUUAUAUUUAUUAUUUAUAGUUUAUAUUAAUUAUCUACUUAUAUAAACUAUAAAUAGAUAUAAAUAGUAUUAUAUUACUUAUAUUUGUUAUCUAAUUAUAUAUUACUUAUAUAUUUAUUAUAUCUAUUAAUAUAGUUGGAAUUAUAUCUAAUUAAUUUGAAGUCAUUCUAUUACUCCCAUCCGAAAGACCGAAAGUCCGAAAGAGAUGGAUCGUCCUAGAUAUUCGGUUGAUAUGGGUAACCUCGAGCGCAACCGAACGAACGAGCUUGCGAGGAAGAGAUCCCGCAAAGGUAAAUCACAUCUCGGCUUUUCAUCUCAAAGUCAAGAUGAUUUUGAUACGGGUUACGUAAGGAGGGAUGGGGAUGCGAUGACCGACGAACAACUAGAACAAGAAUUGCACCGACAUAAUUCCCGCUUUUUUCAAGACCAACCGAGGACCAUUGACGAAGAAGAGCUCGAGGACGAGGACGACGAUGUGGAGGAAGCAAUUCCGGAGAGCCACGACGACGAGGAGGAGGAGGGUGGCGGCAGCCAUGACGCCGACCAAGCAGCCUCAUCCCAAACAGGUACAAAAAAAAGUAAAUCUGAAUUAAUGGCUAAUAAUUUUUCUAAGUGGAAGGACCCGAACACCGGGAAUUGGACCGCAACUUGCAAUUGGUGCAAGAAAAACUAUAGUUUGGGGAUUUCCGGCGGAUACGGAUCCGCCACAAGACACCUUAAGUCCAAACACCCGGUGGAGUAUGCAAAAUUAGGCGGCGGAACGGGGAAACAAACGCAAAUAUCGAGGUUUGCAAAUAACCAACAAGCUUUUGGUAAUUUCUCAUACAAUGAUGCACAAAAUUUGACAGGUAUGGCUAACUUACUUGUUGAAGAAAAUUUGCCUUAUUUGUUUUCUGAAAGUCUUGCUUUUCGUGAUUAUGCACAAACUUGUUUAAAUCCGCAAUAUAGAGGUUAUAGUCGCAAAACGGUUAAGAAAGAAAUUUCAAGAUUUUAUGGUGCGGAAAAGGUAAGGUUACAAAAUUAUUUUGCAAACUUUGAUGGACGUGUUACUGUAUGUUCUGACAUAUGGGAGGAUACUUAUCAUAAUUUACAUUAUUUGGGUCUGACUGUACAUUAUAUUGAUAAUGAUUGGCAUAUGCAUAAACGUGUUCUUGCUUUCCGUGAAUUUAAUGAUCGUCACACCGCUGAACAUA
Molecule: messenger RNA, 1261 nt
Organism: Cuscuta europaea
Lineage: Eukaryota; Viridiplantae; Streptophyta; Magnoliopsida; Solanales; Convolvulaceae
Source: the annotation of a GenBank genome assembly